This is a messenger RNA of Anguilla rostrata (American eel), 2456 nucleotides long. RefSeq lists its product as uncharacterized. Bases 285 to 983 code for a protein of 232 amino acids. NCBI's taxonomy places the organism in Eukaryota, Metazoa, Chordata, Actinopteri, Anguilliformes, Anguillidae. The transcript has 4 exons. The record is from RefSeq and is a predicted model, not a curated record.
GGGGGACUCUGCGCGAGUCGUCACGCUGAGAGGUAACCGGUGCUCUGCGAUCGCGCGCUCUCAUUCGCUGUCCUGACGGCUCGCGCUGCGUUUGGGUCUAUCGUGCCGGAGCGGAUCGGAGACCUGCGACAGCUCGCGCUGCGUUUUUACAAAAAAUUAAAAAAUCAACAACCGAGAAGCAGCUACGUCUGUUCUGUUCUGAUCUCCUUUCGCAACAGAAAAAAACAGACCUGUCCAAACAAGUGGGACUGGCGAGGGAACAGCUGCACUGAAGCGCUGGGACGAUGACGGCCUUGGAGCUGGACAACGUGGGGAGUCAGUUCCGCUUUGCGGAGGCCUGCGUGGGGUUUUUGGGGUGCCUGUUUGUGGGGUACGCCGUGUGCACCCCCUGCUGGCUCGGGGACACGGGGCUGUGGACGGUGGGGAACAGCUCCGAACCGGAUGCUGGCCGGAUGCAGGAGGUUAUUUUCAAAGCGUUGGAGGCGGAGCAGGUGUUCGGUGUGCUGUCCUGCCUGAUGGCUCUGGGUUCGGGGGUCCUGUGCCUGGUCUUCGCCUGCUGCUGGACGUCCCAAACGGUGCGGUCCUACUCCAACACCCGCUCCCUCCUGAUGGCGGGCCAGGCGCUGUUCCCCACCACACUGAUGCUCAUCACGCUCGCGCCCACAGGGUUCUUCUUCCUGGUGUGCUGGUCCCUCUUCACCCGGCAGCACUGGGCGGAGAUCAGCGCCGCCCCCGGGCUGCUGGGCUCCUCCUAUUGGCUGGGCGCGGCGGGCUGGGCCCUGCUGCUGGGCGUGCUGCCGGCGGUGUUUCUGGUGGAGCAGUGCGUGGUGCCCGACCCGCUGCCGGAGCUGUGCAAGGCGGCGGAGGCCUGGUGGAGGAUGAGGGUCCCGCUGCCCUGCGAGUCCCGCUCCUUCAGCGAGGGCCACGCCCACAGAGACUCCGCCUUCGCCCGCGGAGAGAAGAGGUACAUGUCCUUCCCCUGACCCUCGGACAGUCCCGUCGAAACACGUGCCGCGGUCCUCUCGUCUGAUUGGCCCGGGGAACAGUCCCGCCGAAAACACGUGCCACGGUCCUCUCGUUUGAUUGGCCCAGGGAACAGUCCCGUCAAAAACACGCGCCACGGUCCUCUCAUCUGAUGCGGUCGCUCAAAUGUACUUUCGCCGAUUCUUUCGUCCGAUUGGCUUGGAGGACAGGCCCAUUAAUUGUUUUCGCCCAGAUCCCGACAUUUGGUCUAAAAGAUGGGUCGUUUAAGGGUCAGUAAGCAGGGUGGUGACUGUGGACUUUUUGCGAUGGCUCGCCUGGGGGGAAGAAAUCCGGCGGGUUACCCUGGCAGACUCUCGCUUCGUUCUGACGCGUUGGCAGCCAGCGGGACUGAAGGGGAAGGAAAGGAUCCCUCACUGCCACACGUUCAGCACUCAGCCACGCUAUUGGCUACGCCAGGCAACCAAUGACUGUCCUCGGCAGAACCACUUCCCCCCCUGUGGAGUCUGCGGAGGCCCACGGCGAGAGGAGGAGGAGGAAGAGGAGGAAGAGGAGGAAGAGGGCGGAAUUACUUCCUUAUGAAUGGGGGAUGCCAGGGGGUUUUGUGGGGUGUUUGUGAGGACAUGCACCAGCAAAACGUAUGUGUGUUUGAGUGAGUGUGAGUGUGAGCGUGUGUGCGUGCGUGCAUGUGUGCGUGUUUGUGUGUGUGUGUGUGUGUGUGCGUGCCCGCCUGUGUCCCUGUGUGUGUGUGUGUGUUUGACUGAGUGUGAGUGUGAGCGUGUGUGCGUGCGUGCAUGUGUGCGUGUUUGUGCAUGUGUUCGUUUUUGUGUGUGUGUGUGUGUGUGUGUGCAUGCCCGCCUGUGUCCCUGUGUGUGUGUGUGUGUUUGAGUGAGUGUGAGUGUGAGCAUGAGCAUGUGUGCGUGUUUCUGUUUGUGUGUGUGUGUGUGUGUGUGUGCGUGCCCGCCUGUGUCCCUGUGUGUGUGUGUGUGUGCGUGUGUUUGCUUGCGUUUCUGUGUGUUCUUUUGCGUUUGUGUCCUUGUUUUUGAGAAGAGGUUGUUAUUUAUUGGACUUCUUAAAAAUCUUGUUUUCCUUCCAUUCAUAUGGUGCCAGUAUAUGGUGAAGGCUGGAUGGUUUUUCACAUACUUCAUAAAAGCUAUCACACACAUCUGCAGAGCUCUUGCCAUAUAAAUCAGAAUGCCACUGCCACUUUUAUACUCGUUUUGCAGAAAAGGAACAAUAAGAUGCACUAAUAUUUUCUGCAAUCCUUUGUUAUUUGACAAAGCUACAUGGCAGUUAUGUUAUUUGUUGUACAACAUUGUUAUGUUAUUUUGUUAAAAGUGCACAAUUUGAACAUGAACACUUGUACUUAUGUGGUUAAUUGCAGACGGAAUAAAAAAGGGGUGAAUGGUGUUCUGCUUUGUGCCCCGGGCAGAUUAUGGGGUUAAAUGUACUCUAUAAUAAACCACCUGACAGAA